GGCCAGGACAAUUCGAGGCUCCGUCAUUGCCAUCAAUUCCACGCCCACCAUGUUGUCGAGACAAGCAUUGCUCCGCUCCAUGCGGACCGCAGCUCCCCAGCGAGCCAUCCUCUCCCAGACUCGGUCCUUCGCCGCCCCGGCCGCCGCCGCCGCCAACGAGACCAUCAAGCCUCCCGUUGCCCUCUUCGGUCUCGACGGCACCUAUGCCACGGCUCUGUACGCCGCAGCCGUAAAGACCUCGACCCUCGAGCCGACGGCCAAGGCCCUCGGCGCGCUCGGCAGCCUGGUCGAGCGGGACCCCAAGCUGUCGACGAUCCUGUCGGCGCCGACGCUGACGGCGGGCGACAAGGGUGCCAUCAUCGCCGAGCUGGAGAAGAGCGUCGGCGCCCCCGGUGAGACGGUCCGCAACUUCCUCCGCACCCUCGCCGAGAACAACCGCCUCGGCCUCCUUGGCGGCGUGUGCUCCAAGUUCGGCGAGCUCAUGAGCGCCGCGAGGGGCGAGGUCGAGAUGGUCGUCACGAGCGCGCAGCAACUGGACAACAAGACUCUCUCCCGGCUCGAGGCGGCCGUCUCCAAGUCCAGCUACGUCGGCCAGGGCAAGAAGCUCAAGGUCACCAACACCGUGAACCCCGACAUCGUUGGCGGAGUGGUUGUCGAGAUUGGUGACCGGACCAUCGACCUCAGCGUCUCGUCGAAGAUGGCUAAGAUGAACAAGCUCCUGACCGACGUCCUGUAAAAGUAUUUUCCUUUUUGUUACCCGAAGUCGGUUCGUGAUCGGGGCAGGCGGGUCUCGUGUGCGGUCAAGCGUCUGCUUGCGCAGGAGGAGGAGAGGACGAGUCAUAGAAGGAGGAAGCUGUGUAUACGACGAGUCCUGAAUAGAGAGACAUUUCCCCCAUUUCAUCGCCUGAGCGUGAGUCAAAUGUGUGACGGAUCGUGAUUGUAGACAUCCAUCGACAAGUAUCUCGGGUGAGAAAACGAUUUGAUCUUCUAUGUUGGCGCCGUUUAUAUUUACCACACGAAUGAUAUAUCGGGAGAGAAGUUAGAGAUUUAAUCAUGAUCGCCCUCGUUGUCC
Molecule: messenger RNA, 1072 nt
Organism: Phialemonium atrogriseum
Lineage: Eukaryota; Fungi; Ascomycota; Sordariomycetes; Cephalothecales; Cephalothecaceae
Exons: 4
Coding region: 50-736 (228 amino acids)
Biological process (GO): proton motive force-driven mitochondrial ATP synthesis
Cellular component (GO): membrane
Molecular function (GO): proton-transporting ATP synthase activity, rotational mechanism
Source: RefSeq, a predicted model, not a curated record